Molecule: messenger RNA, 1458 nt
Organism: Orbicella faveolata
Lineage: Eukaryota; Metazoa; Cnidaria; Anthozoa; Scleractinia; Merulinidae
Product: kelch-like protein 26
Molecular function (GO): protein binding
Source: RefSeq, a predicted model, not a curated record
AUGGCGGCCAGCAGUAAAGAAGAAAGUUUGGCGAAUCUAUUCGAAUUACAAGACAAAGAGAGACUAGAGUGCGACCUCUAUGUUUCAGGUGGAACUAGGUACAAGGGAAGAGAGAGUAAUGCUCUUUUGGUGUUAAACAAAUUCAGAUUGGAAGGAGAAGCGGGUUUUUGCGAUCUGAUCUUGGAGGUGGAAGGUCGACAGUUGGCAACUCAUCGCUGCGUUUUGGCAGCAAACAGUCAAUUCUUUUACACCAUGUUCAGUAGUGGAAUGAAAGAAUCGAAUCAAACACUUUUGAGCCUGAAGUUGGUUUCAUUUCAAUCCAUGUCACUUAUCUUGGAUUAUUUCUAUACGCGAGAAAUUGUCAUAAAUGACGAAAAUGUGCACGACUUACUCAAUGAUUCAAGCUUCUUACUUGUGACGCCCGUGAAGAACGCUUGUAUAGAGGUUCUAUCCAGAAGGCUGGGCAGUGAUAAUUGCUUUAGUAUUAUGCAGAUAGCCGAGCAGUUUGGCGCUGGCGAGCUGGCAAAAAGGGUGAAGGAUUUCAUUAAAGAUAACUUUUCCAUUGUGGCGAACAAUGAAGAAUUUGUCUCCAUUUCGCAGGAGAAAUUAGUGCACUUCAUAUCCAGUGAUGAUAUACAGGUAGAAAAGGGGGAGGAAGUCUACCAGUGUGUGUUGAAAUGGGUUAAACAUGAGGCAAGCCGUUUGGCUGUUUUACCUGAGCUACUGAAACACCUACAACAAGGCUCACUGCCAAAAGGAUUCCUUGAAUCAGAGCUGACCAAAGAACCACAACUGGUGGUGGCAGAUAGUCAUGUUGUUCUUCCCUCUAAGAAAGCUAAGAAAACUAAGGGGACCAAAAGAUCCAAAAAGUCAAAGAGUGCACAAUCAGUGGUGGAGCAGCAAUUGAGACCAUCCACAGAGAUACAUGACAUCAUAAUUGGAAUUGGCACAGUAACUUGCUGUAAUGUAGUUUGCUAUGACAUGAGCAAGAAUGAAAUUCUGAAUCUAGGAGACUUUUCAGAAUGCAAUUAUGACCCACAAGUAGCUGUAAUUGGAUGGACAGUGUAUUUAGUUGGAGGACGACAAUGUAACAAUGAAGGUGUAAAAAGGGUGAGUGCAUUAUGUUUUGAUGAUGCAAAGAAACUGACAUCUUCAGCUGGUAUAAAGAUUGCACCUGAGUGGAAAGAAAAAGAACCUUGUGAAGAAGCGAGAUUGCAGGCAUCUCUUGUGGGUCUUCAUGGGCUAUUGUAUUAUAUUGGUGGGUGGAAUUUACCACGUGGGUGUACCAACACAGUGGAAUGUUAUGAUCCUGAACUGGAUGAGUGGAAUUUCUGUGCAGGACUUAACAAAGCUAGAUGCCAUUCAGGCUGUGUCGCAACUGAAAAGCACAUUUUCAUCAUUGGUGGAGGAACAACUUUCAGGCCACAAAGAGCUUCAGUGCUGUCAGUUGUAGCUUGA